AGCCGGAAACCACAACUCUUAUUUCCGGUCGCGGGGCAGGGUGGAACACGGAGGCGGGGACAGCCUCAUUCUGAGACGAGAGGCUCCGCCUAUGUUGGAGCCCGGGCCGUCUGCGCGCGCAGUUAUCGAGCGGGGCGUGGUGGACCUCGCGGCUUACGUGUCCUUCGGCCUACGCUGACGUAGCACAGCACCCUGACGUCACCUUUCCCUGUGUGACGUGAUGCAGAGCCUGGGCCUUAGGCCUCUUUGUCCCUCCUGACCUGGGUGUACCGGCAGGAUGGCCUCGCCCCUUAGGGGCAAGUCCUCUGCCCCGCGAGUGGAAAGCACCCGCCACAAGGAGACUGUCCUCGUGGAGACGUCGUCCCACCGCGAGGAAACAUCAUCCCACCGCGUGGAGAUUUCCUCCCGGCAGGUUCGAACGUCUUCCCGGCAGGUGGAGACGUCUCUGCGCCACCGAGAGGGGCCCUCCCUCACCCCCUCCACGAAGCGACUCCCCGGAUUCCUCGAGGUGUCCUCCCAGCACGUGGAAACCUCCUCGCAGAGCAGGGAAACGUCCUCCAGCCACGUCAGGGCGUCGUCAUCUCUGCGGGUGGAGACGACUGUGCACCGUGUAGAAAGCCCAGCCAGGUGGGACAAGAAAGCUGCUCGCCAGAGUGCCAAAAUGGCCCGAUGAAAGUGGUGCCCAAGGGCCCUGACCCUUAGCCAGGACCGAAGGGCUUCCAGUUGCCCGCCAGCCAGCUUCCAGGAGAGCCAAGCAUCUUUGGUUUCAUGGAAUCAGCCCAUAAAUCAAUGUAAGAAACAGACUGUGGUUUCGGGGCGCUGCCAACAUGUAUUGACUUUGCAGCACCUUAGACCACCCUGCUAUUGACCCAGAGUACUAUUUAACUUGAAGCCAGCACAGAAGGGUUUCAGACUUGCGGUACUGCAUAUACCCGGCCGGUGGACGUAGAGGCUCUUUGAGUCUCUGCACCAGUAGUAUCUGGAAGACUGGCUGAAUGUGACCUGGAAAAGCCAGACACCUGACUUCUAUCUAGAUCACUGAUGCUUCAGGAAAGGCACAGGAUCCUGCUAGAUUCUCUUGUUGUCGUCUCUUAAAAGAAAUUUUUAUCUAGGUUUCUUCUUCCACGUUCCACUUAUUCAUGUUUCAAAGCUGGAAUGGAAAGAGAGAUGCAUAGAGCAAGAAGGUGCCAAAGAAGUAAUAGAUAUGAUAAGUCCAUAUUUGCCAUAAUACUAUAUUAUACAUUCCACAACUUCAAAAUGACACCGUGUGUUGAAGGUAAUUGUUAAUGUACCUGUUGUACUUUGUAAAUGCAUGUUAGUGUUAGCCAUGCUGUGUGUCGUCUUCACAUUGUUCUCUACAGGAAAUAGUGCUGCUGUACCUGGCACAUGUCAUACAACGUUAAAGACAAUAAGUAACAAUAAUGAACGAAGAGCAGUGGUCUCCAUUUGCAGUCAAGAAAGCCUUUCAUGGCACAAUCUUAAAAUUGGGUUUAUUAUGCUAGGUAAUAGUUGUGUACAACUUGCCUUCAGUUGUACCAGUCAGGUUAGUUUGAAAAACUAAAUAAAUGCAAAUUCUUGGAAAGAGGUCUUCAGAAUAUUUAGAAAUUGGAGGGGGGGGGAAUUAUUCCUUCAAAUGUUCUUUUCAGCCUCUCUGUGGACAUAAAUCGCAGGUCUAAUAAGCAGUGUGAAGCUGACCCAUACCUCAUCAAUGCUCAGUUUUUUCUCUCCACAUUUCACUGGAUACUUUGUAUCGCAUUUGUUUUCCUGUUUAUCCUAGUCUUUUUUCUGGCAACAUUCUAUCUAUCCUAAAUGCCAUCCAGUGUGAUAUUUAAAUAUUUUUUAAAAUUUCAUUUACAGUUUUUAUCUCUAAUAGUUCAAUGUGGGUCUUUUAAAUUACCUUCCAAACAUAAAUAAUUUUCUCUACACAUUCCUUUUUUUAUGUUCUUGGCAUGUUUGGCCUGCCCUGUCGUUACUCAGAUAUAUACAGUUUUGUUUUUUACGUAUCCUCAUUUAGUUCUGCCAUCUGUAUAAUCUCUGGGACAGUGUCUAUUGAUAGAUUUUUCUCCUCAUUAUAAGUUAUAGUUUGUGGUUGUCACUUUUCAUGUCUGGUUAUUUUUAUUUGUAUGCCAGGCAUAGUAAAUUUUAAUUUUAUUGAGUGUUCUAUAGUUUUCCUAUUCUUACAGUUCUUGAACUUUGGUCUAGUCAUUUGAAAGUUAUUAACAAGCUGUUGUUGUUUGUAUCUACUUUUAAGCUGUUUUGUGAGUUCUUGAUUUGAUGAAUGGUUAAUGUUCUCUGAGGCAAAAACUUUGUGUCUCUGUAUAUCCCCAAUUUAGGAGAUUUUCUUCUCUGGCUUGGGGGAACAAUCCCUGUUCUCGGUGCAGGUGAGCUGGAGUUUCCUUCCCUCGAGCAAUUUCCUUAGACAUGCGAUGAUCAGUACUCGGGUUGAUUUCUUCAACUAUUCCAGGCCAGAGGGAAGCCUGUUACUCCACUCUGCCUGGAAUCCUCUUUCUUAUUAAAUACAGAUUUUGCUGAAGUUUAAUGUUACCAUUUCAUUUCUAGGCAGCAGAAAAUUCAGGUGGGAUUGCUAACAAGUGGUUAGGGUAUCAUAGCCCAGGGAUGGAGCGCAUCAGUCUCUGAGAUGGACACAAUGGCUAUAUUGACCUGCUCUCUCUUUCAUUUUCAAAACAGAACGACACUUUGUAGCCCAAGCAGACCUUGAACCUUGGUAUUCUGUUUCCACCAUCUGAGUGCUGGGAUUACAUGUAUGUGCCGCCUUGCCUAGUUCGUUGUGUCUCUGAGAGGAGAUGGCAAUAACAUUUUUCUUGUGAGAAAUGGUUACAUUGUUAUAAGUAGAAAAAGAUUAGGAGGGUAUGAGAUUUUAAAUAUAAAUGCUUUAUUAUUACUAUCAGUUGUACCAGUUAAGAGUUUACUCUUGGCUGCAAAUCCAGGCAAAUUUCUUCUUUACCUGUGAUUUUUGCUAUUCUGCCACAAGGGGGCGCUGUAAGAUGCAUUCCCUCUAGAGGACCAGGGACACUUCCUGCCUGGGGCCCUCACAGUGCCUCUGUAGGCUUCCUGUGAAGUCCCUGAAACCAGCCACACUGAACCCUGGCAGUUGCAGUGCCAUUCCCUUAGCGGCAGCUGAAUAUAAUUUAAUGAAAAGUAGAAAAUUUUUCCGUGCUCCCCUAUCCAGCCUUCUUUUAUCCCAAUCAUCCUGUUUCCCCAAGUUCCCCCCA
Microtus oregoni (creeping vole) is the source of this 3233-nucleotide messenger RNA. RefSeq names its product chromosome unknown C17orf100 homolog (gene CUNH17orf100). Lineage: Eukaryota; Metazoa; Chordata; Mammalia; Rodentia; Cricetidae. The record is from RefSeq and is a predicted model, not a curated record. Bases 278 to 673 code for a protein of 131 amino acids. The transcript has 2 exons.